CUGUUUCAUUCAAGCAAGUUCAGUUUAAGAAUUUCGAGUCUUCAGAUUACAAUUCUUCUUCUGUCAAAAAUGUGUUAUCGAAGAAUUAUUUUUAGGGUUUCCAUCAUUAGUGCAAUAUUGAGUAUUUCGAAAGUAUACAGCAUAAUUCAGAACUCAGAAAUGGCUUCCAUUCUUCAUCGACCAAUCAGAGCCUUGGCUUUUCCACCUUCUAGUUCAGUGGGCUUAUUUUUUGCAAUAGCUGUGCCGUUAGAAGCGCCAGACCAGUCCAUUUUUUUGUCGUACUUUUUUGAAAGUACUUAUCCUCUACCGACGAACUACACAUCUGACUUUGUUCCAUUAAUAGAAAGGAAGAAAAGGAGCAUCGAUAGAAAAACUAUUUAUGGUGCUAUAGAAAAUAAAUUCGAAAGUGCUGGAUUUUCUGGAAGAGAAUGCUUGUUAAGGUCGAUCUGUGAAACGUCCGAGCAGCCCCUGCGACACAACGGAUUCUUGGGAGACGUAUUUCAUGUUCUUUUCACACCUUCAACUUCGGAACGAGAGGAUCUGCCCCAGGACAUUGUUGACGCUGAACUAGUCGGGCGAAAUGGAUCCUGUUUGAAAUACAAUCUGCUCUGUCCCAUGGGACUCUUCGACUUGAUUGGAACCUUCAUGACAGAAUAAAAAAAUAAAAGAAACGAUCAAAAA
This is a messenger RNA of Belonocnema kinseyi, 681 nucleotides long. RefSeq lists its product as uncharacterized. The record is from RefSeq and is a predicted model, not a curated record. Lineage: Eukaryota; Metazoa; Arthropoda; Insecta; Hymenoptera; Cynipidae. The transcript has 5 exons. Bases 70 to 657 code for a protein of 195 amino acids.